Molecule: messenger RNA, 2663 nt
Organism: Molossus molossus (Pallas's mastiff bat)
Lineage: Eukaryota; Metazoa; Chordata; Mammalia; Chiroptera; Molossidae
Gene: LMAN2L
Product: lectin, mannose binding 2 like
Exons: 9
Coding region: 18-1109 (363 amino acids)
Biological process (GO): endoplasmic reticulum to Golgi vesicle-mediated transport; endoplasmic reticulum organization; Golgi organization
Cellular component (GO): endoplasmic reticulum-Golgi intermediate compartment; Golgi membrane; COPII-coated ER to Golgi transport vesicle
Molecular function (GO): D-mannose binding
Source: RefSeq, a predicted model, not a curated record
GGACUGUGGUGAGAAAAAUGGCGGCGACUCUGGAUCCUUCGGGGUGGUGGCGGCGGUGGCGGUGGCGGUGGCGGCGGCAUUUGUCGGCUCGGGAUGGGUCCAAGAUGUUGCUCCUUCUCCUUUUGUUGGGGUUUGGGCAGGGGCCCCGAAAAGUCGGGGCGGGUCAGACGUUCGAGUACCUGAAACGGGAGCACUCGCUGUCGAAGCCCUACCAGGGUGUGGGCACCAGCAGUUCCUCACUGUGGAAUCUGAUGGGCAACGCCAUGGUGAUGACCCAGUAUAUCCGCCUUACCCCAGAUAUGCAAAGUAAACAGGGUGCCCUGUGGAACCGGGUGCCUUGUUUCCUGAGAGACUGGGAGUUGCAGGUGCACUUCAAAAUCCAUGGACAAGGGAAGAAGAAUCUGCAUGGGGAUGGCUUGGCAAUCUGGUACACAAAGGAUCGAAUGCAGUCAGGGCCUGUGUUUGGAAACAUGGACAAAUUUGUGGGGCUGGGAGUAUUUGUAGACACCUACCCCAAUGAGGAGAAGCAGCAAGAGGCCCAGAAGAGACGAUAUUCUCCAGGAGCCCAGCGGGUGUUCCCCUACAUCUCAGCCAUGGUGAACAAUGGCUCCCUCAGCUAUGAUCAUGAGCGGGAUGGGCGGCCGACAGAGCUGGGGGGCUGUACGGCCAUUGUCCGAAAUCUCCAUUAUGACACCUUCCUUGUGAUUCGAUAUGUCAAGAGGCAUUUGACGGUAAUGAUGGACAUUGAUGGCAAGCACGAGUGGAGGGACUGCAUUGAGGUGCCUGGGGUCCGCCUGCCCCGGGGCUACUACUUUGGCACCUCCUCUAUCACUGGGGAUCUCUCAGACAACCAUGACAUUGUUUCCCUGAAGCUGUUUGAGCUGACUGUGGAAAGAACCCCCGAAGAGGAGAAGCUGCAUCGAGAUGUGUUCUUACCCUCGGUGGACAACAUGAAGCUGCCUGAAAUGACAGCCCCGCUGCCGCCCCUGAGUGGCUUGGCCCUCUUCCUCAUCGUCUUCUUCUCUCUGGUGUUUUCCGUAUUUGCCAUUGUCAUUGGGAUCAUACUCUACAACAAGUGGCAGGAACAGAGCCGAAAGCGUUUCUACUGAGCCAUCCUGCUGCCCACCCCUGUGGCAGGAGGUGUGGGAGGAGCAGCUGCUGGCCUGACCACACAGUCCAGCGGUCUUCUCCAUUCUCCAGCAGCUGUCAGGAACUGUGUUCUGUCACGGUAUUCCCAUGGUCAUCCAUGAGGACUUCUAACUGGUUCAGGAAGCCCACCCACCCCAGGGCAAUGCUGCUGUGAUGUGCCUUUCCCUGCAGUCCGGCCAUUGGGAGCUCCGAGGGGUGGAGAUGGCAUCUGCUGUUAGAUGCAAGAUCACAGAAAAGAACUUCCUAGCCCAGGCUGCCUUGGUGUCGGACUCAGGACCCUCGUGCUUCUGUUUAAGAACGGAAAACUGGUAUCUCCUCAUACUUUUCUACCAUCCAUUCAUUGGUUUUUGCUUUUUAUCUAAGCCUCUGUCCACCUGUGGAGCUCUCUUUUGGAAAUCUGGAUGGAAAUUUCUUCCCUGCCUCGCCUUCCUCUCCCUUCUUUUUUUGUCCUCUCCAAAUGCAGCCUGAGCUCGAGAAGACAUUUGAUGCCUCUCUGUUGGGCCUGGGGCUGUAGAACAAACAUGCUGCCCUGACCCUCAUUAGAUGUCCACAGGGAGAGGGCUUUCUGCUUCGGCCCGCUGCUCUAGCCUUUGCUUGUCAGCGUGGAUCCUGGUUGGUAACAAGUUUGUGACCUUCCCAAUUAGGCCCUCAGUCUUGUUUGGCUGGAAGUCAGUGUGCAAGUCAAGAGAAUCUUGGAAGAUCUCAUGGAUGCGGUGGGAUUAACUGUGACACUGACUUGCUCUAGGUUUUGAUACCAAAAGCAACAUUUGCCAAGUGAUCUGACCACAUGGAGAUGUUUCUGGACCAUCUGGAGCCUGCUUAGCUGCAUGUUUUGUGUCUGUCAUGAUCUUUGGAAUCCCACUUUGAGUGUUCAAAAUGUAAGGAACUUUUCUUACAGCCUCAGCCUGGAUACUCCCCAGGAGGAAAUCUGGCUUCUUUUUCUUAAUGGAGAAGAAACAGUUGCUGUUCUCAUUUACAAAUCUGGGGUCAGUAGGCCCUCAUCAUCUGUGCCUGGAAGGGUUUGUUGUCAUUGAGCAAUAGAGCCUCAGUGUCAUCCUCCAGGGGUCCGCCCUUAUUCCACUGCCUUAUUGGACAAGGGUCACUCACCGCUCUGCUCAUCUGUCGGCCCCAUGAUGAAACUGGCUAAUAGAGGGCCCAGAACGGAGCUUUCCUAGCUGUGUCCUUCUGUAGCCUAAGUGAAAUUCAUAAAAUGGCUGAUGGAAACCAAACACAAGCUUCUGACUCAGUGUUCUUCCUUCUAGGGGUGGGUUUGGAGAAGGGUUCAGGCCUUUUUGCUGAGCCUGUCAGUCCUUGCUCUGCCUUCUCCUCCGUUGGGAAAUCAGCUCAACCCAGAAGGAGGGUCAUCAUAGCUGGGUAUGGGUCUCUGUUCUCUUAGGCUUUCUUAUAGCCUUCCCAGGUGCCUAAUUAAGUAUCAUGGGUGGUAAUACUCCUCUGCACAUGGGGUUAAGAUGGGAUCCUUCUAACCCCUUCCCCACAACAGCAGGGCAGCUCCA